AUGAGCGACUUUUUUGACCUGCUUGGCAGGAAAAAGUCAAAGCCUUCCAAAAGCACCAGCACACGUCAACCUGAAGCUCAAGCAAAAGGAGCCAUUGAUGUGUCGUCGUCAUGGCUAUCCACGCGACCACCAGGAGGACGAUCCUCGUUUGAUUCAGCCACCCCCAAAGUGCCACCUCCACGCAACAUUGACAGUUUACCAGCCGAGAAGAAACUUGAUCUCAUGUUCAACCAAAUGCUUGACCGACGAGGGAUACAUGAUGAGCAAGUUCGCCGGAACAUGCGUAACUGGGAUAUCAACAAGAAAUGGCUCAUGGUGAAUCAAGAUCGACAAGCAGAAAUACUCGCUUCAUCCACAUCAUUAUACGAUUCAUCUGAAAAUGCAGCAACAAAAGAUCUCAAAGGUGCUCGAACAGCUCAUCCGAUUGUCGUCACCCCAUCCAGUAGCACAAACACCAUGCGGGCGACUAAUCGUAGUAGCACAACCAGCAGCAGUGGCAGCAGCGGUAGUAACAGUACUCGUUCAUCCCUUGGUCUUGCAGCAACAACAGCAUCAACAACAACAACAACGAUACCAGCAGCAAUAUCAACCACCGUGGAUCAUUUACCAGCUGGUGACAGGAAUUCACCCGAAUACUUUAUCAGAAAAUUCAUGGAGCCUAGUCUACGAGCUGUAACUCCCGCUGUUGCAGCCAAUCUUGAAGUGAGCUUACGUACACGUCCUAUCGAUUGGGUGGCUCGAUUUAUCAAACUAAAAGGUCUUCAUGUCUUGGCACAAAAUUUGGCGUUCCUCAAUCGUAUGCAGGAGAAGAAAGACAAAGCAUUGGAUGUGGAAAUUGAGAUUGUAAAGUCUAUCAAGGCACUUGCCAAUACCAAGUUUGGUGUACGAGAAAUCAUGCUUAACCCAGAGUUUAUUCAUACGGUGGUCUUUUCGUUGAUAUCCCCUCAUUGGAUGACCCGAAAACUCGUAUGCGACUUGUUGGUGUUCUUGUGCUAUUGUCAACAUCGCCAGGGCCAUGAGCAUGUAUUACGCGGAUUGGAAUUAUUACAACAUACACGGCAUGAUUUCGGCUUGUUUGAUUCAUGGCUUAAGGGCUUUGAACGCACCAUUGAUGGACGAGGAAAGAUGGGUUCUAUGGUUGGCGCUACAGAUGAUUUCAAGCGAAUGGGCAUGUUCAAUACGGCGGAUAAUCAUCUUAUGGAGUAUGCGUUAUCCAACAUGAUCCUUGUCAAUGCUUUAUCGACAAUGCCACUUGACGAUGUACAUCAACGUAUUCAUCUUCGAAAUCAACUCAAUGCAGCUGGUCUGCAAUCACGUAUCAUGCCCAAACUUGCAGCACUCGAUUAUCAUUGGCUCAACAUCCAGAUCGACAGUUACAACAUUGCCGCCGAGAACGAUUUGGAUGAAGCAUUUGGGGAUGAAAUGUCGAUCUAUUCCGAUAUUUCGCAACCGACCGAAUUAUUUGAUCUGAUAUUGGAAAGCAUCGCUGAUGCUCCACGUGCUUUCGAGUUUUUGCUCACGCUCUUACGGAAUUUACUCCUGAUCAAGGGCGAUCCCGAUACCAAAACGCAAUACUAUCACAUGAUCAGCGAGCUUGUGGGUCAAAUCGUGGUGGAUCGACGUGGUGGAGUCUCUGGCAAAGAUUUCAGCUCACUUUACGGCAUUUCAGUCGGCACCCUUAUUCAACAAUUCAGUAACCAGGACCGAUUGCACAAACUAGAAGAAGAAUCAGCAUACCAUCGUGAACAAUUUCUCAAAGUCACUUCAGAGAAGAAUGAGCUUGAAUAUCAACUACAACAAGUGCGAAGGAAUGGAACCAUCACACGAUCUAUUCCAGGAAAUGAAGAUGAUUCAAGAGCAUUGAUGGGUAUCAAGAAUGAGAAUGCUUCAUUGCGAGAGCUGCUAAAGACAUCGAGAAGCACCAUUGCCAUGCUCCAAGAAAGGUUGAGAGAGGUGGAUGCCAUCACAGAGAGAGAAGAAGAACCCAAUGUACCAGGUCUUGUGCUCGGCAAUGAAUGGAAGAUGGCUCGACGCAAGUAUAUCACCUUUAACGACAAAUCAGAGAAUGCCGAAGUGGUGACAACACGCAACCUGAAGCCCACAGACGUUGGUGCCAAUGGCUUUACUAUACCCAACAUGGUACAACGCAAAGAUUCUGAUAAGCGACCAGGAGGCUACAAACGUAACGGCUUUGUGGGUGCUGAUGUGCCUUCUAUUGAAACGAACCCUUCAUCAGAACCAUCUAGCCCUAUACCAGCUCGUCCUUCGGCACCAGGACCACCAUCCCCUAAUGGCAAUACAACAUCUCCUUCAGCAAAUGAUGGUAAUGCAAAUGGUGCACCACCACCUCCACCACCUCCACCGCCGCCGCCUCCACCACCUACUCGUAAGCGUGAAUCAACCUUAUCAAUGAAUGACGAUACUAAAACAGGACCUUGUUUUUCAUCAGAACCUAAUGCUUCAACACCAGCACCCCCGCCUCCACCUCCUCCACCUCCACCUCCACCACCUCCACCACCUGGUAGCACUGGUCCUCCACCACCGCCACCUCCUCCUCCUCCGCCACCAGGAACUUCACCAGCAAAAUCUAAGGAUGGUCAACAAGAAAUCCCACCUGUACCUGGGGCACCAAAACGAAAGGAAUUGGGACAUUAUCCAGCUGUCAAACUCAAAAACUUCCAAUGGCAGAAGUUGGAGGGACACAAGGUUGAGAACACCGUAUGGACCAUGGAUGGCAUCAAUGAAAAGGAAUUUGAAGAAGUAUUGCAUCGAACGGGCGAAUUUGAAAAGCUUGAAUCCACUUUCCCUGCCAAAGUCAAUACACUCUUUGAACGCAAGCUCAAGGCUAAAAUGGAGGAACGUCGUGAUGCUGUCAAAUUCUUGUCAAAAGAAAAAUCGCGCAAUCUUAAUAUCGCUGUUCUUCCCAAGGUGAAACAAUACAGCUCAUUUGCUCAAGUGCGUGAAAGGAUCCUUGCAGUGGAUGAUGAGCUAUGCACAGAGACAUUCUUGAGUAAUUUGAUCCUAUAUGCACCCACCAAAGACGAUGAUUUACGCACCAUGGAGAAGUAUAUGGAAGCAUCGGAUGAAGAAAAAGCCAAGCUUGACAUUCCCGAGCAAUUCACAAUCGAGAUGAUGAAAAUGUAUCGUUACGAAUCAAGGCUUCAAUUUAUGCUUUUCCGUAUGCAAUUCUGGGAGAAGUACGACCAACUGAUCAAGAACAUGACCGUUGUCGUUGAAGUGUCGGAUUCGUUACGUCAUUCGGAAAGCUUCAAGGAGUUACUUUGCAUUAUCCUUAUGCUUGGUAAUUAUAUGAAUGGCAUGAGUUUCCAAGGUGGUGCGUAUGGCAUGCGUGUGUCCAGUAUCAACAAGCUGGCGGAUACCAAAGCUUCUAAUACAUCAUCGGUGUCAUUGCUCCAUGUGUUGGUUGGUAUCACACGACGUCAAUUCCCCCACGUGCAACGCUUCCUGCAUGAUUUGCGUAACGUAAACAGUGCCACACGCAUCAUGGCUAGUGUCAAUGAUAUGGUUGAGCAAUACACAGAGAUGCGACAACACCUCAAGAAGCUUGAUACUGAAUUGGAGACUCAAUGGCAGGAUGCUGAGCUUGAUCCCAACGAUCGAUUUUUCCAAGUGAUGACCAAGCACCGUAAUGCUGCUACAGAACGAUUUGAGGAGCUCGAAACGCUUUAUAUCAACAUGGACGCUAAAUGGAAAGACGUCAUGUCAUUUUAUGGCGAAAAUCCAAAGGUGAUGCGACCUGAUGACUUUUUCAGCAUCUUUUCAAAGUUUGUGGUCAAUUGGAAGGAUGCUGCUCUUGCUGAGGAAAAGCAAAUGAAAAAGAAGGAGCGUGAGGAGAAACGAAAGAGAGAAGAGGAAGCUCGUAAAGCACGCUUACAAGCCUUACGAAAGCAACAACAGCAAAUGCUGGACUUGGAUGAAGAAGAACCAGCAAGUCCAGGAGGAACCCUUGUUAAAGAUGACCGUUGUAUGAUGGAUAAUUUGCUUGACAAGUUACGUUCCGGAGAGACUGAGAACCGUCAACGACGUGAACGACGACAACGACGAUUACAACAACAACGUGAUGGUGACCAGCCAAUAUCACCCACUGAAACAAAAGACGAACUCAAGAUUGAUACCACCAUGAUUUCAGCUGAAGAUCUACUCAAACGACUACAAACCGAUUCAAUUGCCCUUUAA
This is a messenger RNA of Lichtheimia ornata, 4197 nucleotides long. RefSeq lists its product as uncharacterized. Gene Ontology annotation, biological process: mitotic actomyosin contractile ring assembly; actin filament bundle assembly; barbed-end actin filament capping. Gene Ontology annotation, cellular component: cell division site; mating projection tip. The coding region runs from base 1 to 4197 and encodes 1398 amino acids. The transcript has 23 exons. Lineage: Eukaryota; Fungi; Mucoromycota; Mucoromycetes; Mucorales; Lichtheimiaceae. Gene Ontology annotation, molecular function: small GTPase binding; actin binding. The record is from RefSeq and is a predicted model, not a curated record.